CCGAACAGUGUAGUCGCUUGCGUGAGAGUCGUUCGUGAACUUGUCGUGCCACGCAGUUCCUACUUAUUUGCUUCUAUUGUCCGUAAAUACUGUUAUCAUAACUGAGAUCCAGUUUGAAACAAGUUCCGAAAGCCAUUCAUUUAUCAAUUUUUACCCAAAUCCGGAAUUUAGACUAAUUACCGGAUUUCCAGAAGUUUAUCGGAAGAUCUGGGUCUUGUUUUAUCUUUUUUUUUUCAAACAUCGGGGGUUGCGUUUGCUAAAAAAUGCCCAAUUUGAGAAGUGAGAAAUGUUAUCUCGAAAAAGAACCGGCUACGUGUGGCUCGGUUUUCCCUCGCUCUGUCGGAUACCGAGUGGUGACUGAUCUCUGAAGGGAUGAUUUUAUGAUUCGAGUUUUCUCUGGAUCAAUGCGAGCCCUCGAGAAGAAGGGUGUAGGGACGAUGGGCGAAAGAUGUGAUCGCGACCAGGUGUGUCGCGACGUCGACGUGACAGCCACGUGCCCUCUUGCCGGUUGCUAGAACCAUAAAUUAGGGGUGGAAAAACUGCCCUUAGUUCAAGGAAUUUUGUGAUACUAUUAGUGAAGGAAGUGCAAUAUCUUUUCGAUUUUUAAGAAACUUAGCUUCGAGACCAACCAUUAUUCACAAAAAGUUCAAGUGGAGAAAUUAUAAGUUUGUAACAACAGUGUAGUGACUCCCUUAGGAUAGAGUGCAGUGCUUCUGAAGUGAAAGGUCAAAGACUCUUCAAAAAAACCUCUUCCGUCCCAAAAAUCCCCAAAGUUUGUGUUAUACUACUGGAAUUAUUUAACUACCAUUUAUCUUCCUCGUGAAUGUGGAGAUACAUAGUGCAAGUUUCAAGUUCGUUGAGGUUGGUGAAAAGUUGAAAAGUGUAGUGACUUACAAAACACGUGCGAAUUUGACGUAUGGGAACGUCGUUCUGUUGUGGUAGAGACCCACCAUCAACGGAAGACUUGAGGAAUUGAACAAGGUGCGCUACGAGAAGUAGCGUUUCUAGCGGCCCACCAACAGCUCAAGAGUGUUGACUAAUAAGAGCAUCGUAGGACUCAAGCAGCAAGAGUUAAAUUGGAGCAGGGGCCCUAGGUAUAAUAAUACCCUGUUUAGCGAGAGCCUUGGGUUUGGCGAGACGAGUGGCGUCGUGGAGGGGGGAGUAAUGCCGGUGAGGGUGGCGCAGCGCCCCCCAGGUGGAAUACUCCACACCGGCGUAUCGGUAGCGCCGAGUUCGUUAUCGGGCCCUGGGUCGUCGGGCCGGUGCCUCGGUGGGCCUGCGCCGGCCGGUUCCCCCCCAUUGCCGCCCUCAUUGGGCCUAGGGGGUGGUGCAAGCGGCGUAAACACGAACGCUCCAAAUCCUCUCCAAGCGAUGGCCUCAGCUGCUGCAUCGCUGACACAAUUAAACAAUAUGGCGAAUGGUCCCCUACCGCCCCUCGGAAGCGGACCCAGUGGGCUACCUAAUCUUCCACCCCCGCAACCUGCUACCACACCCACACACGGUGGACCACCAACACCUCAUCAAGGAGUCUCGGGGCCUCAUCUCAAUGGAGCGUCCCCCAGUCCCCAUCCCAUGCCGCCCCACGGUAUGAUGAGUGGAUCGCCCCACCCUUCUCACACCCAUAUGGGAGGCGGCGGACCCUCACCGCAUCCGCAUCACCCGGGACCCCACAUGGUUGGGUCUCCACACCAUCCGGGCCCUCAUAUGGGUCCUGGCGGAAUGAUGGGACCUAGUAUGCAGCCUCAAGGCGGGCCGGGAAUGUGCGCUCCUGGCCCUGCCGGUCCAAUGGGACCACAUCCUCAUCCUCAAGGCCCAGGAGUUCCAGGGCAACCUCACAUGCACAACGAUCCGUUUUACUGCUCACCGUUUGGUUCACCGUAUUACAGAUCGUUGCCUGUCCCCAGGAGGCACACACCAUACUUUAACCAUGGCCAACCGGACUACCGACUGUAUGAGCUGAACAAGAGGUUACAGCAGCGCACCGAGGAAAGCGAUAACCUAUGGUGGGACGCAUUCGCGACUGAAUUUUUCGAAGACGAUGCAACCCUCACACUAGCGUUUUGCCUUGAAGAUGGACCGAAGAGAUAUUCUAUAGGAAGGACGCUAAUACCUAGGUAUUUUCGCUCGAUAUUUGAGGGUGGAGUGACGGAACUUUACUAUAAUAUGAAGCAUCCAAAGGAAUCGUUUCACAAUACGAGUAUAACAUUAGACUGUGAUCACUGCGUUAUGGUCACGCAUCAUGCGAAACCGAUGUUCACGAAGCCUGCUGUCCCGUUUCAGGUGUGUACGGAGGGUAGGCUAAUUCUUGAAUUCACCUUUGACGAUCUCAUGAGGAUAAAGUCGUGGCAUAUGACCGUGAGGCAGCAUCGAGAAUUCGUACCGAGAUCUGUUGUUGGAAUGCAUUCUACGCAGCAGGACCCAGCGUUAUUAGAACAAAUUAGUAAAAACAUCACGAGGCAAGGGAUAACUAAUUCCACCCUCAAUUACCUUAGGUUAUGCGUGAUUCUAGAACCAAUGCAAGAGCUUAUGUCGAGGCACAAAGCGUACGCAUUAUCGCCGCGAGAUUGCCUGAAGACGACCCUGUUCCAGAAGUGGCAGAGGAUGGUUGCCCCGCCGGGUAAGAGAGAGUCUCAGCGGCCAGCUAGUAAGAGAAGAAAGCGAAAAGGUAGCACAUCAGGUCCUGGAAACAAUGCACCUCCAGCGCCAAGUAAUAAAAAAAGAUCACCUGGCCCCAACUUUUCCCUUGCCUCCCAGGAUGUGAUGGUAGUGGGCGAACCGUCUCUGAUGGGCGGUGAAUUUGGCGAUGAGGACGAACGACUAAUUACACGGCUGGAGAACACACAAUAUGAUGCUGCGAAUAGUCUGGAUCCUCAUAGUCAUGACAAUUCGGGUGGACCACCUCCGCAUCCGCACCAGUUCCACUCGGAACCUACACCUGGCAAUUCCUGGCCACCGGACCGUGGCCCAGGACCUCCACAAGGAGGACCUGGUAGUCAGGUAGUCCAGGGAUCACAAGGUGGACAGGGAGCCGGCAUACAGGGAUCGCAGGACGCGAGUCAGCAGCAGCAAGACAAGAAGAGCCCCGCGGUGAGCCAGUGAGGCCAGGAGUCCCCGCGCCCCCCCACCAGGGGGCGUCGGGGGCGCAGGCCCAAAAAUGUGGCUCCCUAGCGGGGCGAGAAUCCUAGCCUCCCCACCUCCUAUCUGGCCACCUCUUCUUCCUCGGCUGCUCGGUUCUCGCAGAUCGGUGUCCUACCUCUGACUUGUCAACCCUCACUAUCUGGUCUUCGUCCGGAGCAGCACCU
Belonocnema kinseyi is the source of this 3302-nucleotide messenger RNA. RefSeq names its product LIM domain-binding protein 2 (gene Chi). The record is from RefSeq and is a predicted model, not a curated record. Gene Ontology annotation, molecular function: LIM domain binding. Gene Ontology annotation, biological process: nervous system development; positive regulation of transcription by RNA polymerase II; negative regulation of transcription by RNA polymerase II. Gene Ontology annotation, cellular component: transcription regulator complex; nucleus. Lineage: Eukaryota; Metazoa; Arthropoda; Insecta; Hymenoptera; Cynipidae. The transcript has 9 exons. The coding region runs from base 1165 to 3099 and encodes 644 amino acids.